AUGGCCACCUCUAGAACAUCACAAGUUUCUAAGGUUGCACCAGGGUUGUAUGAAAGUCUUCCACUCCCGGCUGGGUCAAGAUGCAUUCGAGCUCUUGAUGUCGUUCGACUUUCAGAAAAUGCCGGCCACCCGCUUCAAUACGAUCUUCGAAUCAUUGAUCUUGAUUCAGAACCAAGUCCCUCAUUCACGGCUUUAUCAUACGCAUGGGGUUCUCAGACACUCGAUAGUGGCGUCAUAACUUGUGGAUCUUUCACACUUCCAAUCACCCAGAACUGCCAUUGCGCGCUGCAACACCUUACUGAGGUUUUCGGGAGGCUUACCAUCUGGAUCGACGCGAUAUGCAUCAACCAGGAUGACGAAGACGAGAAAAUGCGACAAAUCCUGCUGAUGCAAGACAUUUACUCUCGUGCAGAAACUGUGUAUGUUUGGCUUGGAGAAAGCAAUGUGUCAACAGACAGAGCGAUGGGAUACCUCGAAAACGCUGGAUACCUCAAGCACUUUUUCCUUGACGAUCUCGAGGAGCUUCUGACAAGAGAUUGGAUUAAUCGCAUAUGGACAUUCCAAGAGAUCGUACUCGCCUCUAAUCCAGUUAUC
This is a messenger RNA of Mytilinidion resinicola, 594 nucleotides long. Its product is annotated as HET-domain-containing protein. The annotation marks the transcript as partial. The record is from RefSeq and is a predicted model, not a curated record. Lineage: Eukaryota; Fungi; Ascomycota; Dothideomycetes; Mytilinidiales; Mytilinidiaceae. The transcript is spliced from 2 exons.